Molecule: messenger RNA, 1014 nt
Organism: Aspergillus alliaceus
Lineage: Eukaryota; Fungi; Ascomycota; Eurotiomycetes; Eurotiales; Aspergillaceae
Product: histidine-specific methyltransferase
Exons: 2
Coding region: 1-1014 (337 amino acids)
Molecular function (GO): methyltransferase activity
Source: RefSeq, a predicted model, not a curated record
AUGACUGUCACUACUACUACUGUGGUAUCCCCCUCUGAAGGGAGCGGGAACAUCAUCGACAUUGGCACUGGCUCUGCCAAUGACACCGUCGAAACCCAACAGAAGCAGAUGCUCCAGCAGAGGCUGCUGAAGAAGGAGAACGGUAAGCGCUGGCUGCCAACGGCACUUGUAUGGGGAGACGAAAAUGCCCAUCGUCUGUGGUGGGAGGCCAACACACUCGACGAAUUCUAUUCGAUCAGGGACGAAAUCAACCUGCUCAAAGUCUGGGCGCAAGAUAUUGCGCGGCAAGUGCAGGAUCACAGCGUUAUGAUUGACUUGGGCUGUGGUGAUGUCACCAAAGUCGUGCCGUUGCUCAACGAGCUUGAGCGAAACGGGAAGCACGUCCAUUACUAUGCCCUCGACAUCUCCAGGAAAGCCCUCGAAAACGUCCUCGCGAAACUUCCCACCUCAUACCAAUACGUCAAAUACACAGGGCUCUGGGGUACGUUCGACAACCUCCGGGCCUGGUGCGGCAAUAUCCAAGAGCCAAGAUGGUUCCUCUCUCUGGGAUCUAUCUUCGGCAACGAUGAAUUCCAGAUCGCCAUCAACGACCUCAAGAAGUGGGUAUCCGUUAUGCGACCACAAGACCGCAUGCUCCUCGGCCUUGAUGCCUGCGACGACGACGAAAAGGUCUGGCGCUCAUACAAUGACGUAAAGGAUUGCUGGCAUCGGAUGAUCCGGAAUGGCCUUGCACUUUCUAAUAAGGUGCUGGGCCACGAAUGGUACCGACCUGAGGACUGGGAAGUCAUUGGCGUGUGUCACCGUCGGUCGCCUACUUUGACUCAUCAGUGGGUUGCCCGGGCUACUAGGACAGUUCAUUGUGAACCAUUAGGUCUGUAUCUUGCGCAAGGCGAGGAGAUUGUCACGAAUGAGUGGUAUAAAUAUGGUCCGGAUGAGAUGCAGAAGCAGUUUGAUGCCGUUGGUCUUUCCAAUGUUGCGCAGUGGAAGUCGCCUUCGGGGCCGGUUUGUAAGUGA